GCAGGCUCCAGGAGCCCAGCCCGCUCUGCCAGUGGAGGCGGGGCGACUGCGGAGCGGGCUCGGGGAAGCCAAGUGCGCGGCCCGAGUGCGACUGGGGGACACCCGGAAGGCUCAGGGGCCACCUGGAUGGAGGCUGCGGGCAUCGCGGGCAGCCACCAUGUUCAACCAGCAGCUCCAGCAGCAGCAACUCCAGCAGCAGCAGCUCCUCCAGCUCCAACAGCUGCUCCAGCAGUCUCCCCCGCAAGCCCCGCUGCCCAUGGCCGUCAGCCGGGGGCUUCCCCAGCAGCAGCCACAGCAGCAGCUUCUGAAUCUCCAAGGUGCCAACUCCGCCUCCCUCCUCAAUGGCUCUGUGCUACAGAGAGCUUUGCUUUUGCAGCAGUUGCAAGGACUGGACCAGUUUGCAAUGCCACCAGCCACGUAUGACAGUACCGGUCUCACCAUGCCCACAGCAACACUGGGUAACCUCCGGGGCUACAGCCUGGCGACCCCGAACCUGACGCCCCCCAGCCUCACUCCCCCGCAGCUGGCUACCCCGAAUCUACAGCAGUUCUUCCCCCAGGCCACUCGGCAGUCCUUGCUGGGUCCCCCUCCUGUCGGGGUCCCCAUGAACCCCUCCCAGAUCAACCUUUCAGGGCGGACUCCCCAGAAACGGGCCCGUACCCCCACCUCCAGCACCCCCCAUCACAAGGGGACCAUCGCUUCUGCUGCUGGGACAGAGUGUACUUGCAAGGGUGGGCGGCAGAUGUCAGAACCAGUUUCUGAAAGGAAGCAGGAUUCUUCUUCUCAGACCACGCCCGUGGAAGACGAGUCAGACCCCCCAGAGGGGUCUGAGGAAGCUGACGAGUCCCGAACAAACAUGCCAAAAGACCAAGGCUCCCCACCUUGCACAGACGACAUCACGAAGGAGAAGCGCACUCCAGCACCUACCCCCGAGUCUUGCGAGGCAUCUGAGCCACCAGCUAAGAGGUCAAAGAGCUCAGAGUUGCCCACAGAGAAGGGGCUCCCCGGGCAGCUGCAGGCGAAGGUCCCGCCUCGGGCCCGCACCACGGCACCAAAGCAGACACAGACACCUGAGCUGCUGCCCGAGCCACCGGAAGCCCGAGUGUUGCCACGAUUCCAGCCACGGGUUCUGCAGAUCCAGGCCCAGGUGCAGCCGCAGACGCCGCCACUGACACCCCCCGUGGACACUCCGGCGAGGCGCCAACCACAGAAGCAGGCGGAGACGCAGACCUCUCCGGAGCACGUGGGGCCACUGCCUGGGCGGGAGGGGGCGGGGCCGCAGAAACAGGUGCAGCCCCAGCUGCAGAAGCAGGCACAGACGCAGACGUAUCCUCAGGUCCAGCCCCCGGAUCAGCCACAGGGGCACCCUCCAGCGCCGUCGCCCGGGCAGCCGCCGGACCAGACUGAGGGACGGCUUCAGCCCCCGCCACGGGUGUCAGUGCCCAUACUGGAGCCGGCGCCGGUUCCGGUUAGUUCCACAGCGCCGGAGUCGCCGCCGGAUAAGAGAGAUACUUCAGCCGGCGCGGAGAAGGCCUCGCCAGAGCCAGGGGGCACCCAGGUCAGCGUGGAGAGCCAGGACGAGUUGACCGGUGGCCUGGAUGUGGGAGAAUGUGAAAAAAGAGCGAGAGAGAUGCUAGGGGUGUGGGGUGCCGCGGGCUCCCUGAAGGUCACCAUCCUGCAGAGCAGCGACAGCCGGGCCUUCAGCACCGUCCCCAUCACCCCUGUGCCUCGCGCUGGCGACUCCACGUCCACUGCCCCAGCCUCCAGCAGCACGCCUUCUAAGCAGACCCUCCAGUUCUUCUGCUGCCUCUGUAAGGCCAACUGUAGCAGCCAGCAGGAGUUCCAGAACCACAUGUCAGGGGCCCAGCACCAGCAGCGGCUCGGGGAGCUCCAGCACACGAGCCAGGCCUGCCUCCUGUCCCUGCUGCCCGUGCCCCGGGAUGUGCUGGAGAGAGAAGAUGAAGAGCCCCCGCCGAGGCGCUGGUGUAACACCUGUCAGCUCUACUACAUGGGGGACCUGAUCCAGCACCGCAGGACGCAGGACCACAAGAUCGCCAAGCAAUCCCUGCGACCUUUCUGCACCAUUUGCAACCGCUAUUUCAAGACCCCCCGCAAGUUUGUGGAGCACGUGAAGUCCCAGGGACACAAGGACAAAGCCAAGGAGCUGAAGAUGCUCGAGAAGGAGACGGCUGGCCAGGAUGAGGACCACUUCAUCACGGUGGAUGCCGUGGGCUGCUUUGAGGGUGAUGAAGAGGAGGAGGAGGAUGACGACGACGAGGAAGAAGAGAUCGAGGUUGAGGAGGAAUUCUGCAAGCAGGUGAGGUCCAGAGAUAUAUCCAUAGAGGAGUGGAAAGGCUCAGAAACCUAUAGCCCCAAUACCGCAUACGGUGUGGACUUCCUGGUGCCCGUGAUGGGCUACAUCUGCCGCAUCUGCCACAAGUUCUACCACAGCAACUCAGGGGCACAGCUCUCCCACUGCAAGUCCUUGGCCCACUUCGAGAACCUGCAGAAAUACAAGAAAGCCAAGAACCCCAGCCCUACCAGCAGGCCCGUGAGCCGCCAGUGUGCGAUCAACGCCCGCAACGCCUUGACUGCUCUGUUCACUUCUGGCAGCCGCACAUCCACCCAGCCCAGCACCCAGGACCCAGCGAAAACCCCCAGCAAGCCUUUCUGCCUUUGCUCACCUGUCUCUGCCACUCAGAAUGCCUCAACCACAAGUCAUUCAAGGACCAGCUCAAAACGCCUCCUCUUCUAAGAAGCCUUCCCUGGUCUCCACCAGAAACCAUCACCCCCUCCUCCACAGCCACUCCUGACCUGCCUCUCAGCAGCACAGUGUCCCUUAGGAUCCAAGAUCUGGGCCUGUGCCCACUGCGGACCCAGUUCAGAGCCAGCCCUGUGACUCAGACACACUCAGCUGCCAGCCUGGGACAAAGAGGGAAGCCGCUGGCAGUGUUUGGAAAAGGCCAGGGCUGGAGGAGUGUGUCUGGGAUAUGGGUGCAAGUGUGCAUUCUGGGGGAAGAGCACCAUCGCCCGAAGCUGGCACACCUCACAGAGGACAGUCCUGGAAAGUCCCUCCUGGAUUGUAGAGUCCAAGCCCCUUGUGGUACCGAUGGGAAAACUGAGGCCCAAGAAGGAAGGGACCUACCCAGGAUCCGCCAGCUGGUUGGUGGCACAGCCAAGAUUCAGAGGGAGCAGGGCACCUGGAUUUCGGUCCCGCCCUGCUCCACCCCAGCCAGUGACUGCGUCUUUUUGGGACGGGAAUAAGGACCAGAUUGUGAGGAUUCCAAUGUACUAAAAACUCAGAUAGGGUCUGGCCACAGCAAGUACUUAGUAGAUGGUCAUUAUUAUCAACACUGCACAUUCUUUGUCAGGUGACACAAGGCCAGAGGCAGGUGGUGUCCCCACACCACUGGGGCCAGGGUUUAUCUGUGUCAAGGACACUCCCAGUGCUAAGCCUUUGCCUUCUGCCUGGGACAGCCACCUCCCCACUGCACUAAGUCCCGUGAAUCUGCCAACACUCACUCAGUGUGACACCUGAGCGGCUUUUCCUGAAGGCUCUCGCUGCCACUGCAGGCUUCCUUCUACACAUCCAGCUGCUGUUCACCUGCAGCGCCCAGGGCAAACUAGCCAGCCUACUACUUACCACCCUGUGGGAGGUCCUCUCCCUCUUUAUUAAACGCAGUUCCCAGGUGAUCAAAGUGUUCUGAAACUACUGUGAUGGAUGCAUGAUUCUGAACAUCCUAAAACCCACUGACAUGUACAAUUUAAAUGGAUACAUUGUAUAAUAUGUGAAUUAGAGCUCAAUAAAGCUGUUAGCCAAA
This is a messenger RNA of Lutra lutra (Eurasian river otter), 3821 nucleotides long. It is a transcript of the gene CIZ1, whose product is annotated as CDKN1A interacting zinc finger protein 1. NCBI's taxonomy places the organism in Eukaryota, Metazoa, Chordata, Mammalia, Carnivora, Mustelidae. Gene Ontology annotation, molecular function: nucleic acid binding; zinc ion binding. The transcript has 18 exons. The record is from RefSeq and is a predicted model, not a curated record. Gene Ontology annotation, cellular component: nucleus. Bases 158 to 2755 code for a protein of 865 amino acids.